AACUUGAGGAAUGUGGCGGAGCACUCCAAGAGGAAAUGGAUUUACUUCUAGGCCAGGACAAAACAAUGAAAAUGAGAGGCUCCAGCCUGGACAAGAACAUCAUGUCAGGGGCAGAUACUUCACAGGAAGAGGAAGGUUUCCUAAUCCACCACGUGGUCGUGGUAGAGCGAAUACACAAAGAGGUGCACAGAGUUUGGGUGAUUUGAGUAGUACAAAUGAUGGGAACACAAAGUCAAAAGGAAAAGCUAACUAUGGAGGUACCAGAAAGAAGCGAGAACAUCCCAUGGGAUAUAAAGCUUUAGAACGAAUGCUUACCCUUUAUCCUGAUGAAGUGGUAAUGCAGCUCCAGAUGGCAAUGUCAGGAUAUGAUUUGCUCAUUGAUCAAGAGGAAGACAUCACCCCAGAUAAAAUAUGCUUAUUAAUGAAGGUUUUAUCACAUGCAUCAGAGACCCGAUCAAACCGAGAGAAUUUAUAUAAGCUUUUUAGCAUAACAUUUAAAAAAAAUUUUAUUAAUCGUCUGAUAAGUUUUUCCAUUGAAUUUGGAUUAGAAGCAUAUAGUGAAAAUAGUGAAACAUAUUUUGAUGAGCUUUGUAAUGUUUUGAAUGUUUAUGCAAAUGCUAUGCCCACUCAUGCCUCUGACAGUAUCACAUUGUUGCUUGAAAGUUGUAUCAUGAAUAUUCAAAAGAUGUCGACUUUACAAGAAGAAAAUUCUUUUCUGAGAAAAUACCAAGAAAUCAAACAUUUUCUUGAAGAAUAUAAGCAGAGACUGGGAGAGUCAGGAUAUGUAGAACACAAGAAAAGACACAGAGGCAGAUGGGAAGAUGACCUUGCACCUCCAAAUGAUUUCAGAGAGUUAUCAGUCUUGCCCACAGCAGAAGAUCUUAAUGAUAAUGUUGAGCCAUUUCUUCGCAGAAAUAUUGUUCAAGGCAAAUACUCAAAUGUUAACCAUUAUUUGGAUGUACAGUUUCGAUUGCUCAGAGAAGACUUCGUGAGACCCCUCCGAAAUGGCAUAAAUGAGUUCAGAUGCAAGUCACAUUCCCAGAACAGAGACAUUUGGAUCUAUGAAAAUGUGAAAAUUGUUGGAGAGGACAUUCAGAAUUUUGAAAUGAUUCAUUACAUAAAACUCAAUCUACCAAAGAAUUUCAAAAUUGAAAGUUCAAAGAGACUGCUCUUUGGUAAUCUGCUAUGCUUAAGUAAUGAUAAUUUUUGCACUCUGUUUCUUGGAUCAGUGUGUGACAGAAAUUCAGAAAAGCUGAAAAAUGGAAUAAUUGGAGUAAAGUUUGAUUCAGACAUUGACUUGCAUAAAGAUUCAGUAUUUGUUAUGGCAGAAACAAGAUCAUACUUUGUGGCCUAUAAACAUGUUCUCUUUGCUCUUCAAGGUAUCAUAGAGGAUUCAUUCCCAAUGGAGUCCUUUAUUGUUCAUGUUGAACCGCAUAUGAGACCUCCAAGUUACUUGGCACAACAUGCAGUGUAUGAUCUUCGUGUAAUGCAGAGUGCAAGUAUGAUGAAAGAGUCAGAGGCUAGCAGUAAACUAUUCAAACACAUUAAUAAGACCACAGAAGAGCAAAAUGAAUAUCUGCCACAACUUCAGAAUGUGAUGGUUAUGAGUGAGCUUCCAUACUGGCCCACUGAAAAUGCACUUGGUUUAGAUGACUCUCAACGCCGAGCACUUAGAAGUGCUCUUGUUAGUAAACUUUCUAUCAUUCAAGGUCCCCCAGGCACUGGAAAGACAUUUAUUGGUCUCAAAAUAUCUCAAGUACUUCUUCACAAUAGUCAAUACUGGAAGAACCCAAACCAGGCUUCGCCAAUAUUAGUAGUGUGUUUUACUAAUCAUGCUCUUGAUCAGUUUCUGGAAGGAAUGAGCCAUUACACAAAUAGCAUUGUACGUGUGGGCUCAAGAUCCAAGAGUGAGAUCAUUGAUGAAUUCCAAAUAAACAAACUUGUAAAGGCUCUUAGAUCACGGAAAGAACUUCCAGCUGAUGUUUAUGAAAUGAACAACAAUUUAAUGUGGCAAAUAAGGGAAUUGGAAUCAGAUGUUAAAUCAUGGAGAAGAGUAGUGCAAGAACUUUUGUCACCAAGUGGAAUCCUGAGACUUGAUGUUUUUUCAUCAGAAGACAUAUUACCUGAUACUGUACUUCAACAGUUUAGGGGAAUGAACUUGCAGACUUGGCUUUUAGACGAAAAUCUCUGCACUCGAGAAGAUAUGGAAGAAAUUGCAGCUAAAAGUAUUAUCACCAACCAGUUAGACUUUAACAGUGGAUUUAAAAGUAAUGAAGAUGUCUGGCAGGAAGAUCUUGAGGAUUUGUAUGCCGAUGAAGAACGUGACAGAUUGGUGGAUGACGAAGAUCUUGUAGAGGAAUUGAAAACUGGUGUUACAGCUCAUGAUAUACUUAAAUAUGAAAUAAAAGCAAAGACACUAGAAGAAAGUUUAGAUGAUCUCCGACAAGAUGAUGAUAUGAGCGACUUUAACCCUGGAGUUGUAGCCAUCAUAAAGAAGUUACAGGUUCUGAAAAUAGGUUUAAAGACCUUGCCAAGAAACACAGAACAAGUAAAAGUCCUUGAAAAUGUUAACUUCAGAAAGUUAGACUUUCAGAGUCGUUGGGCAUUAUACAAGUUAUGGUUAAGUAGACUUGCUGAAAAAGUAAAGAAGAAGCUAUUAGAGGCUGAGAAAGAAUUUAAACGCACCAGCAAAUCUUGGAGAGAGAUCAAAGAUCAAGAGUACCUGCACAUCAUGAGACAUGCAGCAGUAGUGGGCAUGACAACCACAGGGGCUGCUACUUACACUAAUGUCAUCCAGGCACUUCAGCCUUCUAUAGUUAUAAUUGAAGAAGCAGCAGAAAUUUUAGAAGCUCAUGUGAUUUCAUCGCUGACAGGAAAUUGUCAACAUCUCAUAAUGAUUGGUGACCAUCAGCAGCUGCAGCCUAGUGCAACAGUAUAUGAACUUGCUAAAAAGUUCAACCUAGAGACAUCGCUUUUUGAGCGCAUGAUAAAAAAUAAGAUUGG
Cherax quadricarinatus is the source of this 3003-nucleotide messenger RNA. The record is from RefSeq and is a predicted model, not a curated record. NCBI's taxonomy places the organism in Eukaryota, Metazoa, Arthropoda, Malacostraca, Decapoda, Parastacidae.